AUGCAGAGUUCCAACUUCACUUGCAUAUCAUCUAGCGAGAGCGCCUGUUUGGAACCCGAUGAAGAAGGAGAAGACUCCAUUUUCCUCUCCCUCUGCCCUCCCGGCCAACGCCACGCUUCCAUUUCCUCAAAAUACCAAAAACACCCUCAGAAUAACCCUACUCAUGGAGCUGCAGCUGUCACCGUCGCAAUGCAUAUCGGCCCGCCUCUUGCCGCCGCCGCAGACUCCACCGACGGCGCCGCCCGACCUGUUGACGGCCAGUACUGGAUUCCUACGCCUGCCCAAAUCCUCGUUGGACCCACCCAGUUCUCCUGCACUGUCUGCAGCAAAACCUUCAACAGAUACAACAACAUGCAGAUGCACAUGUGGGGGCAUGGUUCACAGUAUAGAAAAGGGCCAGAGUCGUUAAGAGGGUCAAAGCCAGCGUCUUCAAUGCUGCGACUGCCAUGCUAUUGCUGCGCAGAGGGGUGCAGAAACAACAUAGAGCACCCAAGGUCAAGGCCACUGAAGGAUUUCAGAACUCUGCAGACCCAUUACAAGAGGAAGCAUGGGGCUAAGCCCUUCAGUUGUAGGAAGUGUGGGAAGCCCUUCGCCGUCCGCGGAGACUGGCGGACCCACGAGAAGAACUGUGGGAAGCUUUGGUUCUGCAUCUGUGGCUCUGAUUUUAAGCACAAGCGGUCCCUCAAGGACCACGUCCGAGCCUUCGGCGACGGCCAUGCCCCGCAUACCGUCCAAGUUUGCGAGGUUGAUGACGACGAUGAGGACGACGUGGAUGAUGAUUGGGACAUUGAUAAAAAUAAUAAUGAUAAUAAUGAUAUUCUUCAUCAUCAUCAACGUGUAAAUGGAGGUCAAGGCUGGUCUAUUUUUCAUUAAAUUUUCAUAAUAAUUUCCA
Molecule: messenger RNA, 892 nt
Organism: Momordica charantia (bitter melon)
Lineage: Eukaryota; Viridiplantae; Streptophyta; Magnoliopsida; Cucurbitales; Cucurbitaceae
Product: zinc finger protein WIP6
Biological process (GO): anatomical structure development; regulation of gene expression
Cellular component (GO): nucleus
Molecular function (GO): DNA-binding transcription factor activity
Source: RefSeq, a predicted model, not a curated record